AAGAGGGCGUGGCUCUGCGAUAAUUGAGUGUAAACCUUAGAAAUUCACCCUGCAGGCGGCGGCUCGGUCUAAUCCGUUAUAAACACGGCAAAAGCAAUAAUAAUGAUGAUGAUGAUGAUGAUGAGUUGUACAGAUCAGCUCGCGCUCACCGCGGUGUUAAUGCUGUUAACCGGAGGCGCGCGCGGGAGCCGUGUUUGGAAGGAAGGCCCGCGGGUCGGACCGGAUGGGAGACAGUACAAAGCCGCGGGGUUCCGGCCUGAAGACUGGGACCAGCCGCCGGCCGUCCGCGUGCACUGCACCGAAAACAGCAUGGUGGUGAGAGCGCGCGCUGAUCUCUACGGUACUGGGCGGCUCGUGACCGCGAGUGAGCUGCGACUCGGACCGGAUUUCUCAGCGGCAAACUGCGGGGCGGUUCAGCGCGAGGACACCGAGCUCGUGAUUACAGCGGGGCUGCAUGAGUGCGGCGCGGAACUGCGGGUUGAGGAUGACAGUUUGGUUUAUGCUAACACUCUGUUCCACACUCCAACCCUGAACCGCUUUGGCAUCAUCAGGUCGGCGGGCGUGGCCAUCCCCCUCGAGUGCCGCUACAAGAGGACUCACUUUGUUAGCAGUAAUAGCCAGUCAAGUCCUGUGAGCCCCGCCCUUUUAAGCUCCGUCCCAACCACGCCCGUGUCCUCGCCUCAGAUCAGAACCGAUGAUUGGAUGUCUGGGAGAUCGUUGAACAUGUUUCAGUCUGAUAAAGUCAUCAGCAUGGCGGCGUCUGUGCUCAGCGCUCGUCACAGUGCCCUUAAACUCUUCCUGGACCGCUGUGUGGUGACGCUGGGGCCCGACGCUGCAGCCACGCCCAGCUGUGACCUCAUCAGUUACCACGGGUGUCCUCGUGACUCAGGAUCAUCUCAGGCCACCGGCUCCUUCCUGCCCGGGGCAGAAGGUCAUGUGCUGAGGGUGAAACUCAACCUGCUGCGUUCACUCGGAGACAACCGACACGCAGACAACUCUAUGUUCAUCACGUGCUGGAUGAAGACAGUUGAUCCGGUUCAGGAGGAGAACUCUGUAACUAAAGCGUGUAGCUACAUGGGGAACAGCUGGCGCAGUGUUGAUGGGAAGCACGAGGUGUGUGAGUGCUGUGACGGGAAGUGUGAUGACUUCAGCCAGAGACGGAUAAGCACAUGACCCUGCAGCAUUGCAUCAUUAGACUCUGCGAGCUCGGUGGUGUUCACUCUCGGGCCCAUCAUCCUGCUGAACUGAACUCUUUACUGCACUUCAAUAAACCCUCAGUGCAAACCA
Messenger RNA from Pangasianodon hypophthalmus (striped catfish), 1287 nucleotides. Its product is annotated as zona pellucida sperm-binding protein 3. Gene Ontology annotation, cellular component: extracellular matrix. Bases 103 to 1173 code for a protein of 356 amino acids. Gene Ontology annotation, biological process: egg coat formation; positive regulation of acrosome reaction; binding of sperm to zona pellucida. The record is from RefSeq and is a predicted model, not a curated record. Gene Ontology annotation, molecular function: acrosin binding. Lineage: Eukaryota; Metazoa; Chordata; Actinopteri; Siluriformes; Pangasiidae. The transcript has 8 exons.